CGUGCUCAACGUGUUCUUUUCAAUUGUUUUCUUUCCGGGGGGCUAGAGUUUUUGUUUACUUUCGAUUCGCGCUCGCAUCGUGUGAAAGUGCAGCUUGGCCAGACUUUUAGCCGCCUUUAAUAGUUAUAAUUUGCACUAAUUACGACCGCAAUGAACGAUUUCGGGCAGUUUGCCAAAGUGCAAGGCUCUAAGUUGGUGCCCUUUUUGGUAACCCUCGUCCUGUAUUUCUCGCUGGUUAGAAAAGAUCCCCAAGGAGAAUUAUGGACAACAGUAUUGAAAUGUCUGCCAAUUGUGGCCCUGAUGUUCUAUGUGGUGGCCAAGGGAAUCUCGCUCAAAAAAGAAUAUCGACGCUCACUUUGGAUUCUCCUUGGCCUGGUUUUCUCCUCCGGUGGUGAUGCCCUGCUCAACAUAAAUCUUUUUCCCUUUGGAAUGAUCUCCUUCGGAGUGGCUCACGUCUUUUAUAUCAGCGCAUUUGGAUGGAAGCCUGUAAAGUGGUUCAUUGGAAUUAUUCUCUAUAUAGCAGUAACACUUUUUGUUUACUUUGUGCAUCAUAAUUUGGACGAGAUCCUCAUCAUCGGGGUGCCAAUCUAUUGUUAUCUUAUAACCACCAUGUUGUGGAGAUCUCUGGCUCGAGCUGUGGAUUCGAGGACCUUUCUCAGCAUUUUCUGCGCCAUUGGGGCUAUUUUAUUUGUGAUAUCCGAUGCCCUGAUCGCGGUCACCAUGUUUGUUGGAGUGCCCGUGCCCUUCGCCCGCCUCCAAAUCAUGAUCACCUACUAUGCCGCCCAGUUUGCCAUUGCGUUGAGCACCGCGGACGAUGGUCCUGCGACUCAGCGGUCUCUUCGCAAGAAAAUCAAGUAAAUUAGUGCUCAAUGCUCAACUGUUGGAAACCCAUAGACAACAUAAACGCGACCACCAAAUUUAGUACUUCCAAACCGUCUAGAUUAAUGCCAUUUACGUGUUUGUUUCCCCAUCCCUGUAGUUUAGUGUAAUCAAAUAUUUUUCCCUGUCUUUUUGGUGGAUGUGGAAACGGAUAUUAGUAGAGUUUAUUAGAUGUUUGUUGACUUGAAAAAAUAAAUGUAUUAAAAUAUU
Drosophila ficusphila is the source of this 1089-nucleotide messenger RNA. RefSeq names its product lysoplasmalogenase-like protein TMEM86A. Lineage: Eukaryota; Metazoa; Arthropoda; Insecta; Diptera; Drosophilidae. Gene Ontology annotation, cellular component: membrane. Bases 151 to 858 code for a protein of 235 amino acids. The record is from RefSeq and is a predicted model, not a curated record. The transcript has 4 exons.